AUGAGUGGAAAUUAUGCCGAUUAUCCCCAGGAAGUGAAAGCAAUGCCCGGUUAUGAUAGCGAUAGGUUUGUGGGACUCGACGAGCCCUAUAGGCAGGAGCUGUUGUGCGGCAUUUGCGCCGGUAUUCUUCAGGAACCGCUGUUCACCCAAUGCUGUCUUCAGACCUUUUGCAAGGAGUGUAUCGACGCGUGGCUUAAGACAAGUCAUACGUGUCCUCUCGAUAGGAAACCGUUGACCAUCGCUGGGUUAGCCCAACCGCCCCGACUUUUGCUGAACGUGUUGUCAAAGUUGGAGAUCAGCUGUGAUUUCAAAGACAAAGGCUGUCCAGAAGUGGUAACUCUGGAACAGUUACCAAAACAUGUCUCUCAAUGUCUUUAUAAUAUCAUCAAAUGCUAUAAAUGUUUUUGUGAUUAUCAUUCAAACGGUGGCCACGAAUGCGUCCAAUCAUUGCUUCAAUUGAAUAAAACGGCAAAUAAAGUGGUCGAAGAUCUAAAGACAGAAAGGGAUCAACUGUUGGAACAGAUAAAACAAAUGUCCGCCAAUCAGAGCAUACCUAUCAUUCAAAACAGUCGACGUUUACCACAAUUUCCUUCACUGCCAACGACAUCAAACCCAAUGGCAAACGUGAUCUCUGAAUACGAGGCGAUCGUCAGCUCCAGAAGUCAGUCAUCUUUGAUACAAAUCGUAGAAAACAAUUUAACAGAAGAGAUGUCAGGAGUUGUGAUGUCUAUCACCAGCGAACAGAUCCACGAAAACACAAGCCUUUCAAUCAUUUGCGAGAAUAUUGUCCACAAACUGAACGAUACGUUUGGGAGGGAAUGGCAGUGCAGUGCGGGCUUUAGGACUGGCCAUCACUCGUACCGGGAUUUUAAGCCACAAUUUCAUUUGCGAAUACACUUUGGUUUAGAGAUCACUGAAGAGGAGGCCAUCAUUUGUGCCAGAAUUGUGUCAUUGGAACCGAAAAUAAUACAAAACCAUUUGAAUAGAAAACAAACUCAAAAAUUGUUGUCUAUUGUGAGGACACAACUGAUGCAAAACAAUACUAUUUCUCUCAUCUGUAAGAAUAUUUGCCACGAAUUGAACAACGAUUUGGGUCUCAAUUGGCACUCGUAUGCCAGAUAUGGACAGCCCUUUCACUCGUCAUUUACCUACGAAAAGGAAUUUCUCAUUGAAUUGCAAUUCAAUUCAUUAUAUUUUCAAAUCUAUAAAACGGAAAUUUGA
Medioppia subpectinata is the source of this 1221-nucleotide messenger RNA. NCBI's taxonomy places the organism in Eukaryota, Metazoa, Arthropoda, Arachnida, Sarcoptiformes, Oppiidae. The record is from the annotation of a GenBank genome assembly.